Molecule: messenger RNA, 216 nt
Organism: Encephalitozoon cuniculi GB-M1
Lineage: Eukaryota; Fungi; Microsporidia; Unikaryonidae
Product: small nuclear ribonucleoprotein
Exons: 1
Coding region: 1-216 (71 amino acids)
Source: RefSeq, marked provisional
AUGGAUGGGUCUGUAUAUGCAGCCUUUAUAGGAAGAACUGUCAAAGUGAAGAUCUGCGACAGCUCAGAGUUCAGGGGAACGUCUGUUGCAAUAGAUGCAUAUCUCAACAUAUCCCUGGAGUCGGCGUCUUACCUCCAAGAUGGCCAAGAGCCCAGGUACUACUCCUCUCUGUUUAUCAAGGGAUCGUACAUCGACCACAUAGCACUGGAUGCAUGA